AUGCUUAAAAAAUAUAUUUUUGUAUUAUCAGUUAAUCUGUUAUUAAAAAGUAUAUUUAAUUUUAGUCCAUUUGAUGCUCAUGUAUUAGCUACAAGGGGUAGCGUAGACCCAUCAAAUGCACAAGAUGGAAAUAAUUUUGCAAACUAUGAACACGCAGAACAACAUCCAGGUGAAAUGUAUAACUAUAUGGAAAUGCAAGACUACUGUAAUAAUGAAAAUGUAGUUAACGAAAAACAUGACAUUGAUCAACAUAUGGAAUUGCAAAAUUUAGAUAAAUGUAUCAGUAGUGAUCAAGAACAGGAAGAUGUAGAACAGAAUAACGAGGAAAUGGAAAAAAUAGAAGAACAAGAAAUUGUCGAAGAAGCACAAGGAAUUGAGGUUGACGAAGAUGUAGAAUAUCUAAUACUACAAGUCAGAGGAAAUGAAGUAAUUCUGCAAGGACGCUCCAGUAGUCUAAGCGAAUUAGAAUAUUCACUUGACUCUUAUAGAUUCCUUUAUGAAGUUCUUAAUAUUGAAUUUGAAACAACAGAAACGUAUUUAAAUAAAAUUGUUAAUUGUUCUACAGAAGAAGAAAAAAGGGAACUUUUGGAAGAUCAUAUAAAAAUUUUACAAGAAAUGUAUGACAAUAGCAAAAAAGGUAAUAACUGUGGAUUGCCUUUUGAACUACGAGAUUCCAUGGCACUUAGAAUAAGUGAUCGUCUCAAAGAUUUUUGUUUGGGUGUACCAUUAAUAGAAUCAUACAUCUUAACACUGAAAUCAGCUUUUCAAUUAGAAUUAGAAGUUUUCAAAGGUGUGUAUUAUUAUACAAAAAGCAAAAAAACGUACACUGAAAGGAAAGAAGCUAUAAACGAUUUAGAACUCAUGAAGUUUUAUCAUGAAGAACUAGCCGACAAUAAUGGCUUGUAUUUAACAGAUGAACAAUUAGAUAAUGCAGCAAUGAGAGUAUCCAACUUUGUUAAUGACAUAUAUUUCGUAUGUUUUUCUAAUCAAGAAGCAAGUCGUGUGUAUAGUAAAUUUCGCGACGAUAACACCACAUUUUUUGACCUCUAA
Plasmodium gonderi is the source of this 1050-nucleotide messenger RNA. RefSeq lists its product as hypothetical. The coding region runs from base 1 to 1050 and encodes 349 amino acids. The transcript has a single exon. The record is from RefSeq and is a predicted model, not a curated record. Lineage: Eukaryota; Apicomplexa; Aconoidasida; Haemosporida; Plasmodiidae.